Hyphopichia burtonii NRRL Y-1933 is the source of this 918-nucleotide messenger RNA. RefSeq lists its product as uncharacterized. Gene Ontology annotation, molecular function: transmembrane transporter activity. Gene Ontology annotation, biological process: transport. The coding region runs from base 1 to 918 and encodes 305 amino acids. Lineage: Eukaryota; Fungi; Ascomycota; Pichiomycetes; Serinales; Debaryomycetaceae. The record is from RefSeq and is a predicted model, not a curated record. The transcript has a single exon.
AUGUCAUUGGUGAUUAAAGAUAAAGAAGAUAAGAUCCUAGACGGACCAAGUGUCCAGGAGAAAGCCCCUCCACCGAAGUACAUUGGGUUUGUUGCCGGGAUGUUUUCUGGUGUUACCAAGAAUGCAGUUGGACAUCCGUUUGAUACGGUUAAGGUGAGAUUGCAAACGUCUGAAGGUAGAUUCAAAGGACCGAUGGAUUGUGUUUGGCAAACGUUCAAGGCAGAAGGAUUCAGAGGUUUUUACAAAGGGUUUACUCCACCAUUGGUUGGUUGGAUUAUGAUGGAUUCCGUUAUGUUGGGAUCGUUGCAUGUAUAUAGAAGAUACGUCAAAGAUUACAUUUACCCAGAAGAAACUAAAUUACCCUUGAUGGGCCAUGUGAUGGCAGGAUUGGGGAGUGGAUGGACUGUGUCAUUUGUGGCAGCUCCCAUUGAACAAUUCAAGGCAAGAUUACAAGUGCAAUAUGAUGCAAAAUCAAAGAUAUACACUGGACCAAUCGAUGUUGCCAAAAAAUUAUUCAAGAUAUCACCAACCACUUGGUUUGCAGGGUUAAUACCAACCAUGAUAUUCAGAACCAAUUUCAUAUUUUGGUGGGGGUCAUAUGAGUUAUUCACCCAAUAUUUCGAAGAUAAUACUAAAUUACUGAAACCAGCCAUUAACUUCUGGUCCGGUGGGUUAUCAGCAACGGUUUUCUGGAUAUUUGCAUAUCCAUCUGAUGUUAUUAAACAAGUUAUUAUGACCGACAGUCCAAUUAAAUCCGAGAAGAAAUUCCCCAAAUAUUCCGAUGCUGUUAAAUUCAUCUAUAGGGAAAAAGGUUUAGCUGGUUUCACUAGAGGUUUUGGUCCUUCUAUUUUAAGAUCAUUCCCAGCAAACGCUGCUGCUUUAGCUGCUUUCGAAGCAGUAAUGAGAGUUUUACAUUAA